AUUUCCAACAUGGCGACGGCCAGUCCACUUCCGUGACAAUCUACGAGUGAAAACAGGAAUAUGUCGGAGAGAAAGUUCCGCCAAGGCCUCACCAAGGUUGGGGAGGCGGCUAAAAUUAGGGAGAGCGUCGCCCAACAGAUGAAAGAGAGUAUAAUCCAGCAACGCCCAAAGACAGUUGCUCCUGUUGAUUAUGAAAACUAUGUGACGAAGAACAAAUCCAUUCUCCACAAUGAUCCACAGAGAGAAAUGCUUACAUUCCCCCAUGACGAUGUUGUCAUUCCACCUCCCACCCCUGCCAAAAGGAUGCGAACAGUCCAGAGUUCGGUGCCAGUGUCUGCCUCACAGGAAGCCACCAGCCUGUUGGUCUGUGAGGCUAUUAAGUCCUACACGGACAGCUGUCACAUGGUCAAAUACAAAUACAGCAAGUACUCUGGCUCCUACCAACAGUUACCAUGUGUGAAGAAACCAGAUCCAUUACCUAAACAUGUGUUUGAAAUAGAUGCGGAGGAAGAAGAAAAGGAAGAUGACAUGUCUAAUCGAAGCUCCAUGGCAACUACGAUUGCCAAGGAAGGAUGGUUAUUCAAGGGGCCAGAUGGAGGAAAAGAGAACAUCAUCAGCUUCACAAGGCAAUUUAAACGACGUUUCUUUGCCCUCAAACAAGAAUCAGAUUUUUCCUAUGUGAUGAACAUCUACAAAGAUGACCGCAAGCUGGACACUAAGGGAGCCAUAUUUCUGGACCUAGCAACAGAGGCAUGCAAGAACCCCAAGAAGGGCAAGUACUGUUUCGAGUUGAAGAUGCAGGAGAAAGCUUCCUACUCAUUCGCAGCUGAAAAUGACACUGAAUGUAAUGCAUGGAUACAGACCCUCAACAAGGUCAUCAAUGCUGCAGAGACAGCCUCCAAUAUAUCCAUGGACAGAAUCAAAGAGGAAACAAGUACGCCAGAGAAGUCCAGUGAUAAGAUAGAGCAUAGCAUGCAUCCAGAACUACAGAAGUAUAACCGUGAGACUGAUUCAACUCUCGCCAAAUCCAGACAGGAUGGGAGACAGAAUCUCUUCAGGGUUUACCCUCAUAUGAACAGGUGUGUGAUGGAUGAUGAGGAUGAAGAAGAAGACGGCGAUGAGAUCGCUGUUUAUCCUCCACAAUACCGCGAGCGAUUCAUGCUGCGGUUACUGGAUUUCAAACUCAAACUCCAAUUUAACCUUGGAGAUGAGUUGAAGUGUGGAAACAAAUUGGUUAAUCCUGAGCCGUUCUUUUUGACGUUCUGUCUUUAUGAUGCUAAAGAGGGAAGGAAGAUAUCCGAGGAUUUCCACAUGGACCCUAACGACCCCCAGAUCAAAGACAUGAUUCCCUCAGAUGUUCUCCAUGCCUCCGAUCGACUACAUACAGUGGAGGGCAAGACCUCCUCUCCAGACCUCAGGGGACUGGAUGAAAAGUGGAUCCUAGCUCAGAACAGACAGGGUGUGUUUUCCGUAAUAUGCUGCCACUCUGAGGUUUACCUGUUUGUAAGGAUAGAAAAGGUCUUACAGGGUCCACUCUCCCAGGCCACAGACACGUACCUCAAGGUCGGUGAGGCUGGGCGUACAGCCGCAAAACAGUAUAAACAAAUGAAACAGCUGUGCAAUAACAUUGGUCAUUACAGAAUGCCAUUUGGUUGGGCGGCAAGACAACUUGUGUCAUCUAAUUAUGGUCCGUCUGAACUCAAGAUCUACAGACAUGAGGGGUCGAAACUAUCCGAGGAAGAUAUCAUCAAACAUCUACAAGAUCUCAGAAAACCAGAAAAACAGGGAAAACUACAGGAAAUUCCUGCUACGUUUAAAAUCAGUCUCCAUAAACUUGCGUUGGAACAGCCUCUCUCAAAUUCCUUGACAACAUCGCUGAUGCCGGUGAAACCAUUUCCAGUGCCUCCCCCAGACCCGCCUGCGAUAGAGAUUGACGAGUUUGUGCCAGAUAAGGGUCACUUGUGUGACACGUUUGACAGUUACAAAAAUAAUCUCUUUGUCUACCCAGUGUGUCUCAAGUAUGAACAUCAGAAAUCCUUCCCCAAGGCUCGGAACAUUUCUUGUUGUGUGGAAGUGCGUGAUUCUGAUGAGGAUGGUACUCUUCCUUUAAAGUGUAUCUAUGCACGGCCGGAGGUUGGAGUUUACACGACGGUGUCCAGCACUGCCAUUCUACAUCAUCAGACAAUGCCAGACUAUUUGGAGGAGAUGAAGAUAGCCCUACCGAUACAGCUAACAGACAGACAUCAUCUACUCUUCCGAUUCUACCACGUCAGCUGUGAGGGGUCAAAGUCCAGUAUUCGAUCAUCAAAUACCUCACAGAAAAAGAAGGACAACAUAGAAAGCCCUGUGGGAUAUGCUUGUCUGCCUAUUCUGGCCAGUGGAAGGGUGGCGGUGGGAGAACAGACACUGCCCGUCACAGUGAACCUACCUCCAGGUUACCUGUCACACGAGGCCAUGGGAGGAACACGUGGGUCAUCUGGUCCUGACCUGAAGUUUGUUGAUGGCGGAAAAUGCAUCUUUAAGAUAAAAGUUCAUCUCAUGUCUACAGUUUAUACCAAGGACCAACAUCUACAUAAUUUUUUCUAUCACUGCCAGAAGAUGGAGAACUCCUUAUCUACAGGGGUUGACCAUGAAAGUCUCAACAAACUCAAGUCUCUCCAUGCCUCCGACGUCAGUACGUAUGUUAAAUUCCUGCCAACGAUUCUCAACCAGUUAUUUUCCCUCCUGUCCAAGACGGAGUGUGAAGAUGUAGCAGUCAACGUGGUCAAAGUCUUGGUACACAUUGUGUCUGAAGUAAAUACAGCUGAAAGAAUCAAGACACUUAGAAAUUACGUCAAAUAUGUGUUCAAACCUGGACAUGUUCCCCGGGGAAGUAAACAGAGAACUGUCCAUGAGGAGUUGGCUAAGAACUUGACCCAGAUCCUCCAGCCGUCCAUGGCGGACCACUUAGUGGUCACCAAGUUUCUACAACACUCCUGGUUCUUCUUUGAAACCCUCAUCAAGAGUAUGACCACGUACCUCAUAGAUUCCGACAGAAUUAAGAUGCCGAGGAAUGAGCGAUUCAGUAGUGACUAUCAGUUCCGUAUUGAGAGACUUCUCCAGACCCUGGCGCCCAACAUCACCCACAAACACCGAGAGAUGCCUCGGGAGACCAAGAGUGCCAACCUCAGUCUCGCCAACUUUGUCAAGAUGUGUUUUACCCUGAUGGACCGAGGGUUUGUGUUCAGACUAAUCAGCAGCUACCUGGAGAACUUUGGUCCCGGUGACUCUAAGACGCUGCAGGAAUGCAAGUUUGAUUUCCUGAGGACGGUCUGUAGUCAUGAGCACUAUGUUCCUUUGUCUCUUCCUCUUAUGAGGAAAGGAAUGAUCAAGACAUUCAAAGACAUCAAACUGGAAGAUCUAAAAUGUGACUAUACCCUCUCUGAGGAAUACCGGAAACAGCACUACCUGGCAGGCCUGAUACUGCAGGAGCUGAAGAUGGCGCUUAGUGAGCCGCGCGAAAUACGUCGUAUAGCGAUCACAGUCCUCCGUGACCAGCUCGCCAAACAUUCGUUUGAUGACCGCUACCUUUCUAAGACCCAGCAGGGGAGGAUCGCAGCCCUGUAUCUGCCCCUUAUAUCGAUCCUCAUGGAUCAGAAACGCCACCUGAUGGAUGACCCCAUGAACCCUUCCGUGCCCCCACCUCCUGUUACUAAUGGUGAUGUAUCAGGAAGUACCAAGGCUGACCUGCGGUCACACACUUCUCAGUCUGGACAGAAAACUGUCACUUUUGACCAGCGCGACUCCAAGGUGUUUGCUAUGAUAGCUGGAACUGCAGGUACCCCUGUUUUGAGUUCAGUACCUGAUCUUAAGAACCACCUAAGUGGAUCCAACAGCUCACUGACCAGUAGUACAUCGUCGAUGGAUCGAUCAGAGAAAGAUGGCAGUAAAAAAUCAGAUCCUGGACGAGACAAGAAAGGUGACAAAGGACACACACGUGUUCACUCAUCUGGGUCAACUGUUGGGACAGAAAAGGGGUCAGCUCCAUCCCCUAAACCGUCUUCCAUGAUGCUGAAAUACCAGCGAUUGGACAUCAUAGAAAUCAAAGACCUCCUACUGUGUUUCCUGUAUAUCCUCAAACAUCUGCCAGAUGAUAUCCUCCUUGGUUGGUUCAAUAAUUCAUCUGAGUUUGACAUCAUUGACUUCUUUAGUAUUCUCGAGGUUUGUUUAACUCACUUUAAAUACCAAGGAAGGAAGAAGAUCCACGACCUCAGUGUGAUUGGAGACAGCAGGAAGGCGUCUACAAUGCCCUACGCUCGACGAUCUACUCCCAGUGUUGUCAGCAGCAACUUCCAGCUCCGCACUGUCAGCCAGUACGGAGAUAUCCAAGAUAGCCCACAUCAUGGUGGAAUGUCCUCGGAUGCUGAUGCAGUGAUGAAAGCACUGCAGGAGGCCAACAUGACGACAGAAAUUGGCCUCAUCUUUCUAGAUCUACUCAGUACAUACUGCCAAACUUUCAAGAGAAAUUUGGAACACAAAGAUGGAGACAAUAGUUUAAUGAGAAAGAUCUUCAGUCUCUACCUGUCAUUCUUACAAACCAGCCAAUCAGAACAUCUCCAGAAACAUGUGUUCGCUGCCUGGCGCUCGUUUAUUAAAAAGUUCCCGUCAGUGUUAUUCCGGGGACAAGCCAGUCUUUGUGGCGACCUUUGUUAUGAGAUUUUACGAUGCUGUAACUCGAAACUCUACACCACGCGGAAGGAAGCAUGUGCUCUGCUUUACCUCCUGAUGAGGGCCAACUUUGAGUACACAAAGAAGAAAAGCUUCACCCGUGUCCAUUUACAGGUGAUAAUUUCUGUGUCGAAACUCCUAGGAGAUGAUGUUGGCCUCAGCAACUCACGUUUCCAGGAAAGCCUGGCGAUGGUGAACAGCUACGCAUCCAGUGACCGAGCCAUGCAGGGUGAUGGAAAAGGUCGGAAACGUGGACAAAGGCCAGAGAAAAGCGGAUUCCCAGCGGAAGUAAAAGAUCUGACCAAACGAAUCAGGACAGUGCUCAUGGCGACCGCCCAGAUGAGAGAGCAUGAGAACGACCCUGAAAUGCUGAUAGAUUUACAGAACAGUUUAGCCAAAUCAUACGCCAGUACACCUGAGCUUCGGAAAACGUGGCUCGACUCCAUGGCAAAAAUCCACUAUAGAAAUUUAAAUUACUCCGAGGCAGCUCAUUGCUAUAUCCAUAUAGCCGCCCUGAUAGCUGAAUACCUGAGGCGUAGAGCUGCAAUAGCCUGUAUAUCUGGGGAAGUUUUAUGGACAGCGGGUUCUUUCCCUCAGGGUUGUGCUGCAUUUAAGACAAUCUCUCCAAACAUAGAACUGGAGGAAUCAGGGAUCAAGGAUGACUCAGGGAUGCAGGAUGUCCAAUAUACAGAGGAGACCAUGGUUCAGUUCCUGGAACAAGCUGCAAAUGCCAUGGAGCUGGCAGAACGAUAUGAAAUCCUAGGGGAAAUCUACCGAUUGAUCAUACCGAUUUAUGAAUUCUCACGUGACUAUGAGCGUCUGUCCACAGGAUAUAGUCACUUGGCCCAGGCGUACAGGCAGGUUGUUGAGGUGACGAUAUCGGGUAGACGCCUCCUCGGCAAGUACUUCAGGGUAGCCUUCUAUGGCCAGUCUUACUUUGACGAGGAAGACGGUAAGGAAUACCUUUACAAGGAACCCAAAGUCACCAGUCUGGCCGAGAUUUGUGAACGUCUCGAAAAGAUGUAUGGCGAGAAAUAUGGUCAUGACAACGUAAAACUUAUCAAAGAUUCCAAAAAGGUAAACCCUGCAGAACUCGACACAAAGUUUGCCUACAUACAGGUGAUACAUGUGACUCCAUACUUCGAGGAAAAGGAACUACAACGUCGUGUUACCGAGUUUGAGAAAAACAACAAUAUAAAACGAUUUAUGUUUGAGACCCCAUUCACAAAGAAUGGGAAAGCUCAUGGUGAAAUUCAUGAACAGUGUAAACGGAGGACGAUACUCACAACCUCUCAUGCAUUCCCGUUUGUAAAGAAAAGGAUCGAGAUUGUGGAUCGUAAGGAGAUGGUUCUGACUCCGAUUGAGGUAGCAAUCGACCAAAUGCAAUCUAAAGUCCUCGACAUGAGGGAAGUGGUGAACUUGUCACGGCCCGACUCGAAAAAACUACAACUUCGCCUUCAGGGCAGUGUCAGUGCCCAGGUAAAUGCGGGACCGUUGGCCUACGCCCAGGCCUUCCUGGGUAAAGACAAGAUCACUUCCUUCCCUAUUGACCAUGUGGACUCACUCAAGGAUGUCUUUAGGGAGUUCGUAGGUGUGUGUAAUGAUGCGCUCGAUCUCAACAUGACGUUGAUAACAACGGAACAGAAGGAAUACCACGAGUCUCUGUGUGCUGGCUUCCAGGAAAUCGUCACAAAACUUUCCGAGUUAUUUGGAGAAAAGAUCCUGACCUCCACUGAAGCGGGAUCACUGUCACAGCGUGGGUCCAUGACAGUGUUUAACAUUGUCAGCACAACUUCCUCCACCAGUUCAGCAUGACUAAGGAUCUGUUACCAUGACAAGAAACGUAACCAUCCACAUCGGGGAUCAAGUUCCACUUAACUGAGUUCAUCACGAGAAAGUCAUUCCCACUGAACAUUUUGAUGGAUGGUGGUACAUUAAUGAGAUGAAUUUGAAGAGCUGGGAACGACUCCUAAAUACUGGAUAUCUGUUAAAUAAAGGCGGUGAACUACUUACGUAAACUUAUUUAAAUGCCAGCUUGUACCUGUGUGGUUAAAAAAAAAUGAUUAAAACAAGAUGAUGAAGGUUUUGCAUUCUUGGUGCAGACACAAAUUUUAUUUUGGAACAAUUGUAAAGUUUGUGAUGUCAGAACAGGGAAAAAGAUAUUUCCACUGACGGCCAAUGAAAAGACACUCUUUAAUCAUGUUUGAAUAAGGAACAAAGAAUUAGAAAAUAGAAUAAUAGAAUGAAAUAGAAAAGUUGGGCCAGCCAAUCAAAUUGUAGCUUACUAACAGAACUAACCAAUCAGAUGUAUGAAUACAGUACACUAGAGUACAGGUGUGGUUGUCAUGGUAACAGGAUUUGAAAACAUUUUAAAGCUAAUUAGAUGUUGUAAUCAGUAUGUGACUGGCUUUGAUGUUUGCAAAUAUUGUUGGCUUGAACUGUUGUGGCAGGUGUUGAGUAUGUGUUUAUGUAUGCAUGAGUGGACCUAUAGAUGUAAUUGUCAUAAAGAAUAUAUUUGUAUGUUGCUUUUGUCUACAAUAAAGAAAGGAGUGAAUUCAAUGGUGUAACUGAUCCCAGAUUAAACUACCUGCAUUUUUUUUAAAAAACUUCUGAUUAAUCUUUCUUUUCUUUUUUUUUCUUUUUUUUUUCUCCGCUGUACACUUAUUUCCUGUGUUCGAAAUUUACUGCUGAACUACAAUUUUUGUAAUGAUCCACUUUUUGUAAGCACAUUUUUUGUUGGACCAAUUGGUUGAAAAAUGACAUCUUGUAUUUUGAACCCUUCACUGAUUUUCUCUUGGAUGGUUGUAAGAGACGUCUCUAAAAAUUAGAAAAUGUAAAAUUUUUGUGUUCCAUUUUUUCUGCACUUGUUAAAACAGAUCAACUUGGAAUAUUUUGAUUUUGUGCACAGUCCAAUUUCUGUCCUCCAGAUUUUUCCAGUAUUUCCCCGGGAUAUGUGUCAUUUUUUCUGAUACCUCCCUACUGGCCACUGACAGCUGAUAAUCAAAAUGUCUUUGGAACUAGUUUUAAAAUUUAAAUUGUGUUUGUUAUAAGUUGCUGCACAUGUAUUUAAUGCAAUCUGUUUUUGAUCAGUAUACCAUGUCAGACUUUUACCUCAACCUUUGAAUUACUCAAUCAAUGUGAUAGCACAAUUUUCUCCAUAAUUCUAUCUCUUAUUACUUAGAUGUAGUUGCCUCCUCUAGCUGUUCUGAUGCUGUAGCACCAGUUACAUACAGAAUGGAACAGAUUUACUUUCCAUUAGACUGACCAGACUGUUCCUUUUUAUUUCAAACAGUUUUAUCGAUCUGCAGAAAUAUGUAUAAAAGAAUAUGCUUUAUAGUUUUGUACAUACAAGAGUUGUCUACCCUUUUUGUAGUUAGAGUAACAGUGCACUUUUCAAUAAUUGAUAAAAGAAAAGAAAAAUCCAAUUUUUUGAGAAAAUUCAGUAAUGUGAAAUAUUGUUUGUUUUGCACAGUAACAUUCUCAUUAAUGAGUAAAAAAUGUUUUUGUUGGUAAAAUCAUUGUAUGACUUAAUCAUCAUAUAUGGAUGCUCAUUAAAUUUCCAUGUAAAACCUUAGAUCUUAAUGACAGAACAAUAUUACCUAUACUUGUAUGCUGUUAUAUUGUAUGGUGCUGUUUUUGUAGUUAUAAUACUGUCAAGUAAAUCCAUAUGAAAGCUCCCCCAACACUCUAUCCAGGAGCUCCUGGUCUCUCUGAACAGGUCAGCUUUCCAUCACUCUGUCCAGUAGCUCCCAGUCACUCGAUCCUGGAGCUCAAGGGGCUAUAUCAGAGCUGUACAGUCAUCCACCACAAAGACUCAUUUGCUCCCCACCACAGAUUUACUCAAUAUUGUUAUCUGUCGUUAUUCCCAGUUACCAGGUCUCUGUUCCAUCAGAUUUCACUUGUGAUUAACAUCAAGUUUUAUUUGUCAGGGGGAAGUGUGACAUCAUCAGAUAUUGUGAUGGAAGUAGACCACUUCAGACCUCCCUGGUCUAACGAGAAAUGUUCCCAUUCGUAGUGACAGAUCUUUACAGCUAUUUUAGUCUUGUAUUGUGAAAAUAAACAUUCAGAAUUUACAGAAAAUCUGCCAUAAUAUUGAUAUGCAUACUGUAAACUGACCUAUUGUCUGUCAGUUUGUAUGUGGUAUACCUGUUGGGUGUGUACCUGACUGAAUCCCCUUACGUCUGUACCUGACUGAAUCCCCUUACGUCUGUACCUGACUGAACCCCCUUACAUCUGUACCUGACUGAAUCCCCUUACCUCUGUACCUGACUGAAUCCCCUUACGUCUGUACCUGACUGAAUCCCCUUACGUCUGUACCUGACUGAAUCCCCUUACCUCUGUACCUGACUGAAUCCCCUUACAUCUCUACCUGACUGAAUCCCCUUACCUCUGUUCCUGACUGAAUCCCCUUACCUCUGUACCUGACUGAAUCCCCUUACAUCUGUACCUGACUGAAUCCCCUUACCUCUGUACCUGACUGAAUCCCCUUACCUCUGUACCUGACUGAAUCCCCUUACCUCUGUACCAGACUGAAUCCCCUUACCUCUGUACCUGACUGAAUCCCCUUACAUCUCUACCUGACUGAAUCCCCUUACCUCUGUUCCUGACUGAAUCCCCUUACCUCUGUACCUGACUGAAUCCCCUUACAUCUCUACCUGACUGAAUCCCCUUACCUCUGUACCUGACUGAAUCCCCUUACCUCUGUUCCUGACUGAAUCCCCUUACCUCUGUACCUGACUGAAUCCCCUUACGUCUGUACCUGACUGAAUCCCCUUACCUCUGUACCUGACUGAACCCCCUUACCUCUGUACCUGACUGAAUCCCCUUACCUCUGUACCUGACUGAAUCCCCUUAUGUCUGUACCUGACUGAAUCCCCUUACGUCCGUACCUGACUGAAUCCCCUUACCUCUGUACCUGACUGAAUUCCCUUACCUUGCUUUUACUAGAAAUACUUCUAUGUUGGACGUUUUCUGUGUUUGAAUGAAGCAGUUGAUAGAAACAAAUUGUCUUCCAUGUUCAUUACUAAAUAUCUCUCAGGCCCUGAAUCUGUAUUACAGAGCAUCACACAGGCCCUGAAUCUGUAUUACAAAGCAUCACAUGUACACAUGCCUUGUAUUACAGAUUAUCAUAGAUGCCAUAUAUAUUUUACACUACAUCAUUUAGGCCCUGAAUCUGUAUUUCAGAACAGCAAACAGGCUAUAGAUACAGAAUCUGUAUCACAUUUAGCCUCUCACAGGCCCUGAUUAUGUAUCAUUUAAGAGCAUCACAUACAGGCCCUGAAUAUGUAUUUCAGAGUAUCAAACUCUAGGUUCUUCAACCAACCGUGGUUUAUGCUUUCUGGAAAACGACCAACCUUUUUUAGCCCAUAUUCCUUGGUAUGAUCUGUGAUUUUAAAGAAUUUGGUUCUUCAGAACGGUCAUUUACUAUUGCAAUGGUUUGUUCCUCGGAACAGGCAUUGACAAUAUAUAACAAUGGUUUGUCCCUCAGAAUGGUUGGUGACAAUAUAUAACAAUGGUUUGUCCCUCAGAAUGGUUGGUGACAAUAUAUAACAGUGGUUUGUCCCUCAGAAUGGUUGGUGACAAUAUAUAACAGUGGUUUGUCCCUCAGAAUGGUUGGUGACAAUAUACAAAUGUAUAACAAUGGUUUGUCCCUCAGAACAGUUGGUGACAAUAUAUGACAAUGGUUUGUCCCUCAGAACAGUCGGUGACAAUAGAUAACAAUGGUUUGUCCCUCAGAACAGUCGGUGACAAUAUAUAACAAUGGUUUGUCCCUCAGAAUGGUUGGUGAUAAUAGAUAACAAUGGUUUGUCCCUCAGAACAGUCGGUGACAAUAUAUAACAAUGGUUUGUCCCUCAGAAUGGUUGGUGACAAUAUAUAACAGUGGUUUGUCCCUCAGAAUGGUUGGUGACAAUAUAUAACAAUGGUUUGUCCCUCAGAAUGGUUGGUGACAAUAUAUAACAGUGGUUUGUCCCUCAGAAUGGUUGGUGACAAUAUAUAACAAUGGUUUGUCCCUCAGAACAGUCGGUGACAAUAGACAUGUAUAACAAUGGUUUGUCCCUCAGAAUGGUUGGGUUGAUGACAAUAUAUAACAAUGGUUUGUCCCUCAGAAUGGUUGGUGACAAUAUAUAACAGUGGUUUGUCCCUCAGAAUGGUUGGUGACAAUAUAUAACAAUGGUUUGUCCCUCAGAACAGUCGGUGACAAUAGACAUGUAUAACAAUGGUUUGUCCCUCAGAAUGGUUGGUGACAAUAUACAUGUAUAACAAAAGUUUGUCCCUCAGAAUGGUUGGUGACAAUAUAUAACAAUGGUUUGUCUCUCAGAACAAUCGGUGACAAUAUACAAUGUACAUGUAUGACAACGGUUUGUCCCUCAGAGCAGUAGGUGACAAUAUAUAUCAAUGGUUAGUCCCUCAGAAUGGUUGGGUUGAUGACAAUAUAUAACAAUGGUUUGUCCCUCAGAAUGGUUGGGUUGAUGACAAUAUAUAACAAUAGAAUAUAAACAAUGGUUGUAUUGUAGGUGAUGCUAUAGCCUUUUGUAUUUGAUGUGCCUUUUAUCAGUAAAACAAACUUUGUAGCUUGAAAUCAUAAGUCAGAUUAUAAAAUUGAUAAAUCAAUCAUUUACCCUUUUUGUACAUAUACCAUGUGUUUCUCAAUAGGUCCAAUGUUGUCUGCAAUCUCAAAAAUCUAAUAUUCUUUUGCUUGUAUAACUUGACAGUCCAAUAUCUAUUUACUAGGUGAUCACAAUUUGUGAUUUUCUGGGUUUUUUAAACCCUGGCUGAUAUUAUACAUGGCAAAUACAUAUUGUGAAUUUAUUACUAAUGUGAAAAUUAACUAUUCGUAAAAGUUGAUAUUACUGCAUGGUUCUAGCCUGGAUGAGCUUUUGUCAUGACGACUGAUAUUUUCUUUAAUGUUUAUGUAAGUCAUCAUGACAACUUCUGACAGAUUAUAGAGGAUUGCCAAUGCAGGUUGAUUUAACCGAGAAUUAAGUAGUUUUUGGGUCAUAAGCUUAAAAAGCUGUUGUGUUUUGGGCAAAAAAACAGAUAGAAAUGAUGAUUACUUUAACAGAGACACAUAUUUGAUGAUGCUGGUUUAGGGUGAUACAAUUUAACAGACACAUUUGAUGAUGCUGGUUUAGGGUGAUACAAUUUUAAAUGUUCAGCUGAUACUGUAUUCCGGUGAAGAAAUUGUGUUAUGUAGGUUCUAGAUCUAUAUCUUUAUCGUUUUAUACUAUUUACGUUUAUGCAAACUAAUAUCUUACACUGAAAUUGGUGUCAUAUAAAUACUUGUGAUUUUAAAUAAGUUGUACAUUAUUUCUUUUUCCUCUCCAUAAGGUUGAGCUUUUUUAAAACUGUGAUUACUAAUACUUAAAUGUCAUAUACAUGAUGGUGGAAUAUUGUCUAAUAUAACUUAUACAAACCUGACAUAUAAAGACAACUUCUUACUAUCAAUUUGUCUCUAUCUCCUUACUUUACAAAAUAUACCUAGCUUGAUAUACUUUUUCAAAUUUUGCAAAAUUGUUGUAAUUCAAGACAAAAUUAAUGUAAUUCAGAAUGAUUACCAGAAGCUAAAAGUGAAAACCAUGUUAGAAAUAUUGUUAAUUCCAAUAUUUUCUCAAAAUAGAUUUUUGGAAAAUUCCUAAUACAUAAUUGAUUGAUAUAAGAUUGUGUCACGCCCAUGAGGCCAGUUUUGCUUCUCAGCUGAAAGACUGUAAGGCCAUAAUAUCGGAUGUAAAGCCUUUUAAAUAGAUAAAUAAAUAUAUAAGUAAAUAAUAGAUAAAUAAAUAAACCAUGUCAGGUUGUUAUUUUCUCAGAUUAAGCUUUAGAAUCCUAGAAAGGGCAUGUAUACAAGGUUACAAGAUAUGACUUUGAUAUUUUAUAAAGAUUUAAUGGGAUAUUUCAAAAAAUAUUUCACCACCAUAAAUCUUUGUUUAAAGUAUAAAAAUGUAACAUUAUAAGAGUAAAAUAUAAUCAGAUCUGGAAAUGAUAUUCAAGAAAUAAUAUUAUGUAAUAUGGAUAUUCAUGAGCAUGGUUUGUUGUAUGAAUAUUCAUAUUUAGUAACUAUGUUGAGUGAUAUGAAACUUAAUGAUUUAAUGAAUGUGAACACAAAUUUUGCCGAUGGAAAAAGUAUGUAGAAUCAGUUAUAUUUAGAUCCAUUUCAAAGAUUCCUUGAAUCUAUAUGUGGAAUGAAUUUUCAUCCUAACCAGGGUUAAAGGUUAAAUGAUAGGUCAUAUGUAAAUCUGAAAGUCAAAAGAAUCUAUCAAAUGCUUAUCAAUAACAACAAGUAAGAGUAUAUAUAAUACAAAUGUAUGAACAUCUAUAAGGUCAAAGGUCGAAUCAUAUGAAAAGGUUAGAAGAAAGCUACAUGUAGACCUUGUCCCCUGGAAAAGGUCACGAGAGAAAGUCAUACUAAUACAUAUACAUUAGGUAAUAUUGAUCAUGAAUAUUCAGUGAGUUUUUUCAUUUUCAAUAUUAGUAUGCGAAAAGAACAAAUAAUAGAUUCAAAUACAUUGUAACUGGAACACAGUUGCCAUGAAAACAAGUGUUCAGGAUAUUUUUGAUUUAUAAACAUUUGUGUUUAUGUAGAUCAGAAAGGUCAAAUAUUAAUAUUUUCAAAAUUCAAGAGGUCAUUGUUCAUACAUAUUCAUAAUGGUAAGAUACCAGUUGAAGAAUUUCAAGAGUUCAGGCUUCAUGUAUCCAUCAUGCUUCAUGUAUCUCUCUCAUUAGAAUAUUCUAAUAUCUUGCAAUAUCAGUCUAACAGGCAAUAUGUUAAUUAGUCUGUAUUCAUAUCAUUUAAAUAUUUAAAUAAUUGUGUGAACUUGUGUAGUAAAAUGGAUAUUUUUUAAGGUUAUAGAAGUGUCAGUUCCUAAAAGGUAGAAACUUGUUGUUUAAUUAUAGUGGUUGGUGUGACAGUUUAACAAUUUGGAUUGAAACACGGUUUUACUUAUAUUAUUGAUAGAUUGUGUGAUUAUUAUGGUUUGUUACAUGUAUUAAAUUAUUACGUUGUGUAUAUUUACGUUAAUUAUCUUGAGCUGUAUAGAUUGAAGAGUUUUUAUAUAUUUGCCAUGUAUGGUUGUACUUGACCAUACCUGGUGUUAUCGAGUCGGUAUGACGACCGACUGACUUCUGGUGCAUAUCUGUCCUAUUGUAUCUUCACCAUCUUUAUCAUUACUCUAUAUUAUACAAUAUAUUUGUCUCCGCUUCCAUUGGCCACAUCUUUAUGACAUUGCAUUAGGUUAGGGAGAAAUAUGGGGUCGGGGUUAAGGGAAGUCGAGAUUGAGGAAAACAUUUUAUAGUAGGAAACAAAAAAGUUACAGGGUACAUCUCCAAAACAUCAGCGAAUUAUGUAUCAAUAUACCAAAUCAAAUUUGAGUUAAGGAUAUCUACUAUACAUUUGCCUGCGAUCAUUGUUAAGGGUAUAUGCUACAUUAUAGCUUUGAUUUGCAUCAAGUUAUCUCCCUUAUUUUCAAAACAAAAUUGUGGUAGUUUCAAAAUCUUUCUCAGGAAAAUAGUUUUUUUUCAUUAUCAAGGGGCCAGUACAAAUUUAUUCCCAGGACAAAUUAAUAGAGAUAAAUUUUUGAUAGACGAUUUACUGUAGCAAAUGGUCAAAGUAUAUCAAGAAAUAUAUGAAAUAGAUUUAAAAAGAAGAUUUUGUACUCCGUAAGCCUGAUGCAUUGUCUUAAAGACAUAUCUUUGUGAUAAGUAUAUUAUGCAUUAAUAAUAAAUAAAAUAUGAAGUAAUCUU
Molecule: messenger RNA, 14445 nt
Organism: Pecten maximus
Lineage: Eukaryota; Metazoa; Mollusca; Bivalvia; Pectinida; Pectinidae
Product: dedicator of cytokinesis protein 9-like
Exons: 52
Coding region: 61-6522 (2153 amino acids)
Biological process (GO): positive regulation of GTPase activity; small GTPase-mediated signal transduction
Molecular function (GO): guanyl-nucleotide exchange factor activity
Source: RefSeq, a predicted model, not a curated record